Messenger RNA from Phascolarctos cinereus (koala), 3863 nucleotides. It is a transcript of the gene ABCB9, whose product is annotated as ATP binding cassette subfamily B member 9. Gene Ontology annotation, biological process: peptide transport; transmembrane transport. Gene Ontology annotation, cellular component: lysosomal membrane. The record is from RefSeq and is a predicted model, not a curated record. NCBI's taxonomy places the organism in Eukaryota, Metazoa, Chordata, Mammalia, Diprotodontia, Phascolarctidae. Gene Ontology annotation, molecular function: ABC-type peptide transporter activity; ATP hydrolysis activity; ATP binding.
CCGCCUCCCUCAGUGCGACCUUGCAGCGGCUGCGGCGGCGGCGCCCCAGCGGCUGGGUGGUAGGCAGUCGGUGCCCAUGAGCCGCGCCGAGCGGAGUGCAGCGCAGCCCAGACCAGCCCCGGCCCACCUGGCGCCAGGUAACAGGGGAGGAAACUGAGGCCCAAAAGAGUCACGUGGACGGUACCCAGUGUCCACCUAGAAGCGAUGAACCCUUCUGCUCUGAGCUAAAGAUCUGGUCCCUUGCUAGGCCCCUUCACCGCCCCCACUGUUCGCCAGGAUGAGGGUCUGGAAGGCUGUGGCCGUCACGGGGGUCUUCAUGAGUGUGGACGUGGGCAUCACUACGGUGCUCUAUGCCUUCAGUCAUCGGGACCGGGGCGUGCUGCAGGACCUGAAAGACUUCAACAUCUUCGACUCGGUGCUGGACCUCUGGGCCGCCUGCCUGUACCGGAGCUGCCUGCUUCUGGGGGCCACCAUCGGCGUGGCCAAGAACAGUGCCCUGGGCCCCCGGCGGCUUAGGGCCUCCUGGUCCUUCAUCAUCCUGGUGUGCCUCUUUGUGGGCAUUUACACCAUGGUGAAGAUGCUCCUCUUCUCUGAGGUACGCAAGCCCAUCCGGGACCCCUGGUUCUGGGGCCUCUUUGUCUGGACCUAUACCUCCAUCGGGGCCACGUUCUUUCUCUGCUGGCUGCUGUCCACUGUGCGUCCGGGCCACACGGUACUGGAACCAGGGGCACCAGGCGAGGGCGAGGGCUACCCCACAGAGGAGCAGCCAAAGCAGGAGGAGACAUCGGGGGCUACGCUGCAGAAACUGCUCUCCUACACUAAGCCUGACCUGGCCUUCCUGGUAGCUGCCUCCUUUUUCUUGGUGGUGGCAGCUCUUGGAGAAACAUUCCUUCCCUACUACACUGGCCGGGCCAUCGAUGGCAUUGUCAUCCAGAAGAGCAUGGACCAGUUCUCCAAGGCCGUGGUCAUCCUGUGCAUCCUCGCUCUUGGCAGCUCAUUUGCCGCAGGUAUUCGGGGCGGCAUUUUUUCACUCAUCUUUGCCAGACUCAACAUCCGCCUCCGUAACUGCCUCUUCCGCUCCCUGGUGUUACAGGAGACGAGCUUCUUUGACGAGAACCGGACAGGGGACCUCAUCUCCCGCCUAACCUCGGACACCACCAUGGUCAGUGAUCUCGUCUCCCAGAACAUCAACAUCUUUCUCCGAAAUAUAGUCAAGGUCACCGGCGUCGUUGUCUUCAUGUUCAGCCUCUCUUGGCAGCUCUCCCUGGUUACCUUCAUGGGCUUCCCCAUCAUCAUGAUGGUGUCAGAUAUCUACGGCAAGUACUACAAGCGGCUUUCCAAAGAGGUCCAGAAUGCCCUGGCCAGGGCUAGCAAUACAGCCGAGGAGACCAUCAGUGCUAUGAAGACGGUCAGGAGCUUUGCCAAUGAGGACGAGGAGGCCGAGGUGUAUUAUCGGAAGUUACAGCAGGUGUACAAGCUGAACAGGAAGGCAUCCAUGGCCUAUACGUACUACGUGUGGGGCAAUGGGCUCACCCUGCUGGUGGUGCAGGUCAGCAUCCUCUACUACGGGGGCCACCUCGUCAUUUCAGGCCAGAUGACCAGCGGGAACCUCAUCUCUUUUAUCAUCUAUGAGUUUGUUCUGGGAGACUGUAUGGAGUCAGUCGGCUCUGUCUACAGUGGCUUGAUGCAGGGGGUAGGAGCAGCCGAGAAGGUGUUUGAGUUCAUUGACCGGCAGCCAACCAUGGUGUAUGAUGGGACCCUGGCCCCUGAUCACCUGGAGGGUCGAGUGGACUUUGAGAAUGUCACCUUUACCUACCACACCCGUCCUCACACCCAAGUCCUGCAGAAUGUUUCCUUCACCCUCUCCCCGGGGAAGGUGACUGCCCUCGUGGGGCCCUCAGGGAGUGGGAAGAGCUCCUGUGUCAAUAUUCUGGAGAACUUUUACCCUGUGGAUGAGGGUCGGGUGCUGCUGGACGGGCAGCCCAUCAGCUCCUACGAACACAAGUACCUGCACAGAGUGAUCUCCCUGGUGAGUCAGGAGCCCGUUCUGUUUGCUCGCUCCAUCACGGACAACAUCUCCUACGGGCUGCCCUCGGUACCCUUCGAGCUGGUGGUAGAGGCCGCCCAGAAGGCCAAUGCUCAUGAUUUCAUUAUGGAGCUGCAGGAUGGCUAUGGCACAGAGACUGGAGAAAAGGGAGCCCAGCUGUCCGGCGGUCAAAAGCAGCGAGUCGCCAUGGCCAGAGCCCUGGUCCGGAACCCGCCUGUCCUCAUCCUGGAUGAAGCCACCAGUGCCCUGGAUGCAGAAAGCGAAUACCUGAUCCAGCAGGCAAUCCACGGCAACCUUCAGAAGCACACAGUCCUGAUCAUUGCCCACCGCCUGAGCACCGUGGAGAAGGCGCACAGCAUCAUUGUGUUGGACAAGGGGCGUGUGGUGCAACAGGGGACCCACAAGCAGCUGCUGACCCAGGGCGGUCUCUACGCCAAGCUGGUUCAGCGGCAGAUCCUCGGACUGGAAAUGGACACAGAGGAUGACAGUGGAGGGGGUGGGGGCAGCCAACAGGAGAUGAAACCCUUCCCCUCCAGCCGCAAGGAGCCCCCGGACGGGCACGACGAGGUGCACAAGGCGUGAAGCCCUCUUCCUUCUUCCCCCCAUCCCCAGCCUAGGCUGGGAACGGGGCUGCAAUGCCUGAGCUGGCAGAAGCCCCGGAGGGAGGCCCCGGGCAGCCCAGCCCAGAGCCUGCUGGGACCUGGGGCGCGUCUCACUUGAAGACAGAGGCUCAAGACCAUGCCCUGGAGGGCAAAGCCUGUUUACUAGUUGAGCACAUUACCGCUUCAUGCUCCCCUCCCCACCUCUACAGAAGACAGGCCCCCUCCUCCUCCUGGCUCCUCGAGGCUGGGCUCCUAGCAGAAAGCCGGAGGUGUGCUCCCUCCCUUACCAGGCAGUGCCACCCCCCUCUUCUCUCUGGCCCGGCCCGCAUCCCUGCCUGAGUCCUAGGGUCACUGGGGGAGGAGGCAGGUCCGUGUAGUUCCGCCCUGGCGGCCCACCUAGUGCUGCACUGGCGGGUCCCUCUGCGCAGGCGCUUCCUGGGGAGUCAGAGACCCAUUCUGAAGCAGAGCUGUCCCCGGGGUUCAAUCCUUGGGUCCAGCCGAGUGUAGCCCCAUGCAGCUUCUGAUUGUUCUUCAAAAAAAAAAAUCAUUUCUCCAUCGAAUAGCUAGGAAAGACUCGGGGCAGUCCUAUGAGAAAUUCCCCAAACCUCCAUUCCCCCUGGGAGCUGAGAGUGACUCAUCCUCCCCGCUGGGAAACAGGCCGGUGGUAGCUGUGGAGAGUUAGCGUCUGCCACCUGCCCACCCCCGCCCUCAAAUGGCAGAGGAGGCCCAGCUAGCUGAAUCCCUCCCAGGCGCCUCAGGGUCGGAGGGCCAGCUCUACUCCCUUUAUGCCCUUACCCCCUGCCUGUUGAGUGAAGGAGAGGAGGGUCAGAGGAGGUGGGCCACAGGGUCGGGCCAGGCUGGAGUAAGGGGGAAAUCCUUAGUGUCUUCCUCCCUUCCGUGCCGCUGAAGCCAAGCCAGUCUCACUGUGAACCACAAUGAACCUUAAUCCUGGGGAGUGAGGGGCCAGACGGCAGGCCAUGGCACUGCCUUGAUGGCUGGCACCCAUCUCCAGCACUUCAGGCUCCCUGUCCCUGCCAGCUGGCAGCCUCCCCUCCUCCUUCGCUCUCCUCUGUUUGCUGGUCUUUUGGUGGUGAUGUUCUGUUCUCUGUUUGUCGGGUUGCUGGGAGGGUCAGGGGAGGCUGGGCCUGGUUCCGGGCUUUUUCCAAACCCUUGGAGGAGCCCUCCUCUCAAUAAAGUACACCUCUGUUCCUCUA